GCCCAGCCCCGCCCGCGAGGUGGACGGGCCCGAUCGCUCACGCCCACGCCGGUCCCGCGGGAAGCGCCCCGCCCCGCCCACUCGCCCGUCGCAGGGUUUCCCACGGCCCCCGCCCGCCCCCUGCGCCUCACGCCCGGCCGUCCGCCCUCCCCGCCGCCGGGCGCGCCCAGGCCUUGCGCGAACAUGGCGCUUGUCCCCUGCCAGGUGCUGCGGGUGGCCAUCCUGCUGUCCUACUGCUCUAUUCUGUGCAACUACAAGGCCAUCGAAAUGCCCUCGCAUCAGACCUACGGAGGGAGCUGGAAAUUCCUGACGUUCAUUGAUCUGGUUAUCCAGGCUGUCUUUUUUGGCAUCUGUGUGCUGACUGAUCUCUCCAGUCUUCUGACUAGAGGAAGUGGGAACCAAGAACAAGAGAGGCAGCUCAAGAAGCUCAUUUCUCUUCGGGACUGGAUGCUGGCUGUAUUGGCCUUUCCUGUUGGCGUUUUCGUUGUGGCAGUGUUUUGGAUCAUUUAUGCCUAUGACAGAGAGAUGAUUUACCCGAAGUUGCUUGAUAAUUUUAUCCCAGGGUGGCUGAAUCACGGAAUGCACACAACGGUUUUGCCCUUUAUAUUAAUCGAGAUGAGGACAUCACACCAUGAGUACCCCAGUAGGCGCAGCGGACUCACUGCCAUAUGUACCUUCUCUGUUGGCUAUAUAUUAUGGGUGUGUUGGGUGCAUCAUGUAACUGGGAUGUGGGUGUACCCUUUCCUGGAACACAUUGGCCCAGGAGCCAGAAUCCUCUUCUUUGGGUCUACAACCAUCCUAAUGAACUUUUUGUACCUGCUGGGAGAAGUUCUGAACAGCUAUAUCUGGGACACACAGAGAAGUAUGGAAGAAGAGAAAGAGAAACCUAAAUUGGAAUGAGAUCCAAGUCUAAAUGGAAGAGCAGGAUGGAGCCGCCAUUGAAGACUCUUUACCCCCUGGGCCUUGGUAGUUCAGGAGAGGAAGCUUCAAAGAAAGCAAUGGAAUCCGCCUCCAUCUCCCUGCCCCAGGGGAGGUAGGGGAGGGACACCUUUUAUAGAGAAAUACGUAAGAGAAUAGAAUACAGAUAGUCCCGAAAUAACUUGCCCUCAAUUGUGUUCUAAGGAAUUCUUUUCAAAUUCAUUAUCGAUAAUAACAUUUUUUUCUUUUUUUCUUUCGGCUUCUUCCAGUUUUCAAAGCAAAAACUGGCCGUUGGAUUUUUGCAAUUAUAAUCCUAUUUAAUCAAAAAAAGCUAAAAUCCUGUGGUGUUUCUUGUUGAGAAAUACGUGAAAACGAAAGGGACAUUUGUGAAGUAUGGCAUUCGUGUAUUUAUUUAGUCCUACAAGUGGCCGGAUAAUGAACCUGGGCCACAGGGUGAGCCUGGAGGGAACAGGAUGGAUGUCCCCUAUUGCAAUAAUGUCACAGUUGCCUCAAAUAGGCAAAAUUAGUAAUAAGUGUAUUGAUUUAGUCAAAUCCCUGAGUGUAUUUGGAUCUCAUGAUUUAAUCUUGUGAAAAUUCCUAGAUGCAAGCAAACUAAAUCUAAUAAAAGCCAAGCAACCCUUAA
This is a messenger RNA of Phacochoerus africanus (Common warthog), 1561 nucleotides long. It is a transcript of the gene AIG1, whose product is annotated as androgen induced 1. NCBI's taxonomy places the organism in Eukaryota, Metazoa, Chordata, Mammalia, Artiodactyla, Suidae. The transcript is spliced from 6 exons. Bases 184 to 900 code for a protein of 238 amino acids. The record is from RefSeq and is a predicted model, not a curated record. Gene Ontology annotation, cellular component: endomembrane system; membrane.